Messenger RNA from Epinephelus moara (kelp grouper), 5456 nucleotides. RefSeq lists its product as uncharacterized. NCBI's taxonomy places the organism in Eukaryota, Metazoa, Chordata, Actinopteri, Perciformes, Serranidae. The coding region runs from base 1911 to 3833 and encodes 640 amino acids. The record is from RefSeq and is a predicted model, not a curated record. The transcript is spliced from 16 exons. Gene Ontology annotation, molecular function: protein binding.
AGUCAAACUUUAACCAUCUAUCAAAAAUGUCCCCCAGCAGCAGCUGUCACUGAAAGGCGGCAUCAGGCACAGAGGGAUGGAGCGCAGGAAUUAACCGGACAAAGGAGGAAAGCUGACGGACAGUGUGACGUUCAGGAGCCUCGGCGAGGAUUACCACGGUCUCCAACGGUGGGGUGUUUUUUCCCCUCUAAAAAUAGGCGACUUUGCGUCUGCACGCCCCCACCUAGAGAUGUUAACCGAGAUGUUAGCUUGUUGAAAAAAAUGCUUCAGUCAUUGCCACAAGAUUGUUAAUGUUCCUCAAAUCUGCAUCUCCCCUCCUAAAAAUGUUUGCGGAGCUCCUCGGUGGAUUAUCUGAACCGGUUGUCAGCUGUGUGAUUUAUAAUUGAUCACGGAGGACGGAGCUGGACACCGCCCGGACCAGCUUCAAGGCUACCGGACCGGGAUUGUAUGUCUUUUUGCCUGGUUUGUGAAAAGAAAAAGGCAGUCAGCUUCCAGCUCUGCGUGCUGGCGGAUGGAAACUGCGCGCAUUGCUGGAAUAUUUUGGGAUUGAGAUAGUUCAAUUUGUUAAAUAGGGCCCUACCUGGAGGGAUAGCUGCAUGUUUUGGAGAACACACCACCCGUCCAUACACUCAGACGGAUGCUUGGAUAAGUGAAAAGGUUACUUGCACUCAAGGACACCCUCAGUGUUAGUCGGUGUAGUUCUCUUAAAGUCUUUGGGUUUUGAAGCACAAACUGGAGCUGCGCACGGAUUUUAAGUGGGAUUGAAGGUAUUUAGCCCCCCGACAUCACUUUUCUGUGCUGCGUCUCGCUUUGGAUAUCCCUCUGAGGACUGUGCUCCAAUGAAACAGAGAAUGUACACAGAUGGCACGAGCUCUGACGCCCCUGUUACUUUGAAUGCGUUAUUGGAAUAACGGUAAUUGGGAUUUGGGAGGCGAAUGGGAGGCUAAUAGGAGUUAUUCAGCAGCCAUAUGACCCCCUCCAUCCACCCACCCUUGUCGUUUGAGGAUCUAUGUGUACGUGAGUGCGUCUCGUAGUUUUGCACGGUGAGACCACCGGCACCUGGAUUCCCGGUUCGCCCCCUUUUCUUCUCUUCUGCCUGACUGCGCGCACGUCUGUUCCGGUAAUUUCGCUCCUGCUGCUGCCGCUGCUUCUGCUGCUGUCCGGUCCCACACACAUACACACACACUCCCGUUUAUUCAGCCCCAGAAAACUACCAAGAGAGCCUCUCUCUCUCCGCGUGUGGAUGGGAAAGGAGUCGCGCAGGAGAGGAGAGCAGGAGUUGGGAUAAGCAGCCGAGCCUGAUCGCCUUUUUAAAAAAAGCCGUGCGGGGCUCCUCGUUGUGAUUUAACUCAUCCAUUAGUGGACGGAUCGGGAGAGCAAGAAGAAGGGGUUCCGGAGAAAAGAGACUAUAGAGGAAAGAAGGUGGAGAUCGAUGAAGGUAUCUGGAAGGAUUGAGCUGGCAACCAGAUGACAUAAAGGUAGGAGGGUGCCCUUGUUAGCUUGUCAUCCCGUUGUAACCCUGAGGCCAGUGAUGUGACUGGAAUGUGAAUUCACCAUAAAAGGACCGACUCUACCUGAGGACUUCCUGCUUCCCCAAGAAACUCAGGGAAUCUUGGCAGACUUUGACGGACAGCUGGCUGAGCAAAUGACAAACUUUGAGAGCUUUUAACGCAUGUCUGCUGGGUCCUCCGGUCAAACCAACGUGGGCGUGCGCACCACGAUUACGUGAAAGUGAACCCGGAUGAGCGCCAGCACUGCUUCGUGCCCUGUGAGAAGAGGACGGCCCCCCUCCCUGUUGAAGAGGCUGUUGCAGAUCAAAUCCAGUCAUCACAUCACAGCUGGACUUGGUCCUGAUUGGCUCCCCUUGAUAAAGAAAUAGUGAAACCCCCUGAAUCAGCAGGACUGUAGCCAUGGAUGUCGUCUCCUCGCUGGUCUGCCCUCUCCUCCUCUUCUUCAUCCUCCUGUCCUCCCUCUCCUCCUGCUCCUCCUCCAUGCUGUGUCCAAAGCGGUGCACCUGCCAGAACCUGCUGCCAUCCUACACAGUGCUGUGUGCCAAGACGGGCCUCCUCUUCGUCCCGCCCAACAUCGACCGCCAGACAGCCGAGCUCAGGCUGAUGGACAACUUCAUCACAACGCUGAGGCACCGCGACUUCGCCAACAUGUCCAGCCUGAUCCAUCUGACCCUGAGCAGAAACACCAUCAGUCAAAUCCGGCCGUACGCCUUCGCUGACCUUCAGGACCUCCAUGCUCUCCACUUGGAUGCCAACCGCCUCACCGUCCUGGACGACUCCCACUUCCAGGGCCUGGUGAACCUGCGGCACCUCAUCCUGGCCAACAACCAGCUGCACAGCAUAUCAGAGGGAGCCUUUCAGGAUUUCCUGGAGACUCUGGAGGACUUGGAUUUGAGCUACAACAACCUGGUGGACAUCCCCUGGGAGACCAUCGCCCUGCUGGUCAGCGUCAACACCCUCAGCCUCGAUCAUAACCUCAUAGAAAGCGUCCCCGAGGGAAUCUUCUCCAACCUGCACAAACUGGCCAGAUUGGACAUGACAUCCAACAAGCUAAAGAAGAUUCCUCCAGACCCACUGUUCCUGCGGAUUCCCGUGUAUGCCAAGAUGAAGGGUUCUCCUCUCACGGCGCUGGUGUUAAGUUUCGGUGGGAACCCUCUGCAUUGUAACUGUGAGCUGGUCUGGCUCCGCAGACUGACCAGAGAGGACGACCUGGAGACCUGUGCUUCGCCCAAAGACCUGGCUGGCAAAUACUUCUGGACCAUUAGAGAGGAGGAGUUUGUGUGCGAGCCCCCAAUGAUAACUCGCCAUACCUCCAAGAUGUUUGUGAUGGAGGGUCAGGAGGUCAGCCUGCGCUGUAAAUCCAUUGGAGAUCCUGAGCCCUCAACACAUUGGGUCAGUCCUGAUGGAAAGCUGAUUGGCAACACAUCCAGAACCAUCUGCUACGAGAACGGCUCGCUUGACAUCCUAAAGGCAUCCGUUAAGGAUUCUGGAAAGUUUACGUGCAUAGCAUCUAAUGCAGCUGGGGAGGCCACCGCUCCUGUUGAGUUAGUCGUCAACCCUUCGCCACACUUUGACCCCAAACUGGACCCCGACCCAGGGCCUUCAGACAUCCCCACAUCCAUCAAAUCCAAUGCCAGCGGAGGUCAGGCCCGGUACGACCAGCAGAGGGUCAGUGUGUCGGAUCUAACAUCCAGUUCUGCUACCAUUCGAUGGCCCCCACAGAACCACAUACCCGGAGUCCGCAUGUACCAGAUCCAGUACAACAGCUCCACAGACGAUAUCCUCAUAUACAGGAUGAUCCCAGCCAACCACAAAUACUUCCUACUGAGCGACCUGGCAUCAUCGCGGGACUACGAGCUGUGUGUUUUGGCCGUCUAUGACGACGGCAUCACCGCCCUUACAGGCACCAAGCUGGUGGGCUGCGUGUCCUUCAGCACGGAGACAGAGUACGGACGCUGUCACUCGAUACGAGAUCAGUUCCUGGGAGGUACCAUGAUCAUCAUCAUCGGGGGGAUCAUCGUGGCCUCUGUCCUAGUCUUCAUCUUCAUCCUUCUGAUGAAGUACAAGCUGCACAGUAACCACUACAAACAGAAAGCCGCCGCACGCCAUGCUAACGUCUGCUCCCAGACCAACGGAGGAGGGGGAGGGGGAGCCAACGUCCUCGCUGUGCCUCCGUCCUCCUCCUCUGCAGGGCAGGGUGGAGGUGUUAAUAAAAACUCCCAGCCAUCAUCAUCGGCGGAAGGGAUGGGAGGAGCUUCUCUUCGAGGGACGACUGUAGUGGACUUAAAUCCCACCCAUGACGAUGAUGCCAUCUCCCAAUAACACACAAGAAACUGUCAGUCACACCCACAACUCACCAAUCUCUGAGCCCAAACCAAUACUCCACCUCCCUCCCCCUUUUUUUAUUUCUUUUGUUGCUGGUGCCUGGAGCCAAACUCCACUUUACUCCGAGGAGCGGCUCCUGUUAUUGAUUUACUUACAUUCAGCUUCACGGCGCUGAAGGGAGAGGAGGAGGGAGAGGUGCCCCAGUGAAUUGCAUGGUCACAUUCUCCUAAUGAGCCCCGAUGAUCAAGUGUUUGACCCAGAGACACAGCCACCUCACGCCUGAGGCCACCUCACUCAAGAACCAGAUGGGAUGUGAUGUGAACAUCCUGUGGGCAGUCGGAGGAGAAUAAACAGCCUUCCUGUUGACAUGCAGGACGCUUGAAUCAGACAUGUUGGAUACAGGUUAGGCUCUGGAUGUUGAACUCUGCUCAUGUUCGGUGCUUAACUGGGGCUUGAAACCUUGGAUCAGAAGAACUGGAGUGAACAUGGUCUUGAAUCUCUUCUUCUUUUCUGAAGGAAAUAUCCAAUGAUCAGACGGGGCUCUAAAGGGUGUCAUGUGGAUUUAACCUCUGCAUUUGACAGUUAGAAUCCACCCUCAAUGCUGCUCUGGGAAUACACUGAACGGAUUACUGAAAAAACCCUUUUAUGACAUUUUUCCAGGAUCUCCUAGAUUGUGGUUCCUCUAGGAUUCGGUGGCACCGCUCCUCUCUUUCCCCAGCAUACAGUCAUAUGCCAAAGGAUUACUACAGUAUUAUGACAGCAUUACUACAAUAUCGGGAGAAUAUGCAGAUUUCCAAAAGCACACCGCUCUAUUAUCUCUUAGCAGUCAAAGAGAAAAUUCAUGUUGGGCCUUGGAUUGAAAAUACGAGCACAUUGUCAACGUCUUGUCUCAAAGCAUCAGUAAUAACAAACUGUCAAACUAAACGGUGAACUUCUCUGGCACUUUAAUCGUAUGUCUUCACCUUCCCUCUCUCUCUAUCUCUCUUUCUCUGUCUCUCUCACUCUCUCUCUUUCUCUCACUUUCAUGAACAACUGAAUAGUAUACUCUCCAGUAUUACCAAUCUAACUCUUCUGGCUGCGAAUGACUCAGAAAAUGUUGAAAUAAUCAGUGUGUUUGCGUUCAUGGUGGAUUGGUUCUCUCUAUGUCAGAGUAUUAAUAAAAAAUAAAAACCUUGGCGUCCCAAGAAUGGAGCCUUGAGGAACUCCUGUGAGGAUUUAUUCAAAGCCAAACUUCAAGCACAGACGUCCGGCUCUACGUUUGAUGGUGAAUUCUGAUGUUCCGUUUGACACUGGAAAGUAACUGUACCUGUAUGAAACACUGGUGAACUUGACCAUUGGUGUUCCUAUUACUAAAAGCUGGCACUUGAGAUAGUUAAAUGUAUUAAGCGGUUUUAAAAGAUGGCCAGCAGAACUUGCGCUGUCCCAUCCCCUCCCUUCCUCCCUUGCUCCCCCUUUGCCGUUUGACAGUGUCUGUGUUUGUAUGUGACAUACACCUUACAGUCUUCGAUGGUUUGAUACCCAUGAUUUACUUUGAAUAUAACGAAACAAAUGACCACAACAAGGAGAAAAAAAAAAACACAACAAGAUGCGAAAUGGGGAUUUUAUGCUUUCAUAGAUACA